Messenger RNA from Equus quagga, 3709 nucleotides. It is a transcript of the gene TCF3, whose product is annotated as transcription factor 3. The coding region runs from base 334 to 2550 and encodes 738 amino acids. The record is from RefSeq and is a predicted model, not a curated record. Gene Ontology annotation, molecular function: protein dimerization activity; DNA-binding transcription factor activity, RNA polymerase II-specific; RNA polymerase II cis-regulatory region sequence-specific DNA binding. Gene Ontology annotation, biological process: regulation of transcription by RNA polymerase II; immunoglobulin V(D)J recombination. Lineage: Eukaryota; Metazoa; Chordata; Mammalia; Perissodactyla; Equidae. Gene Ontology annotation, cellular component: transcription regulator complex. The transcript has 18 exons.
CCCCCGCCCCCCUCAUUGUUCAAACUCCCCGCGGGCUCUGGGGAGGGGUCUCCAGGGGCCCAGACCCCUGGAUCCUGGCUGCCCUGCCCCCACCCCUAGUGUCAGGAAGGGACUCACUGUGGGGAGACCCAGAUCCUCUGGGUGGUCAGAGGGGCCUUUAAGCAGCUCUCCCCUCCCCAUCUGGCCACCCCGGCCUCAGUCGCUCACCCUUUCUCUCCUCUCCCUGUUUGUCUGUGUGUGUCUGUCCUGGCACCUCCCUUCUCCACCACGCAGGGCAGUCUCCAGGCCUGAGGUGCCCACCCUGGCCCCUGCGCCCGCUGUCACCGUCAGAGAAUGAGCCAGCCGCAGAGGAUGGCGCCCGUGGGCACGGACAAGGAGCUCAGCGAUCUCCUGGACUUCAGCAUGAUGUUCCCCCUGCCGGUGGCCAACGGGAAGGGCCGGCCCGCCUCCCUGGCCGGCGCCCAGUUUGGAAGCUCAGGCCUCGAGGACCGGCCCGGCUCGGGCUCCUGGGGCUCCAGCGACCAGAGCGCGUCCUCCUUCGACCCCGGCCGGACCUACAGCGAGGGCGCCCCCUUCGGCGAGCCCCCUGGAGGCCUCUCUUCGUCCACAUUCCUGGGCCCUGGGCUCGGAGGCAAGAGCGGUGAGCGGAGCGCGUACACCGCCUUCGGGAGAGACGCGGGUGUUGGUGGCUUGACUCAGGCCGGCUUCCUGCCCGGCGAGCUGGCCCUCAGCAGCCCCGGGCCGCUGUCACCCUCGGGCAUCAAGGGCGCCUCCCAGUAUUACUCCUCCUACCCCGGGCACACUCGGCGGAGAGCCGCGGAUGGUGGCCUUGACUCGCAGCCCAAGAAAGUCCGAAAGGUGCCGCCGGGCCUCCCGUCCUCGGUGUACCCCCCCAGCUCAGGUGACGACUACGGCAGGGACGCCACCGCCUACCCGUCCGCCAAGACCCCCGGCAGCGCCUACCCUGCCCCCUUCUAUGUGGCAGAUGGCAGCCUGCACCCCUCGGCCGAGCUCUGGAGCGCCCCCGGCCAGGCCGGCUUCGGGCCCAUGCUGAGCGGCAGCUCGUCCCCCCUGCCCCUCCCGCCGGGCGGGGGCGGCUCUGUGGGCGGCACUGGCAGCGGCGGGUUUGGCGGCCUGCACCAGCACGAGCGCCUGGGCUACCAGCUGCACGGAGCGGAGGUGAAUGGCGGGCUCCCGGCUGUGUCCACUUUCUCCUCGGCCCCCACGGCUGCCUAUGGCAGCGUUUCCAGCCACACACCCCCCGUCAGUGGGGCUGACAGCCUCAUGGGCUCCCGCGGGACCACGGCCAGCAGCUCUGGGGACGCCCUCGGGAAGGCGCUGGCCUCGAUCUACUCCCCGGAUCACUCAAGCAAUAACUUCUCAUCCAGCCCCUCGACCCCCGUGGGCUCCCCCCAGGGCCUGGCAGGGACGUCACAGUGGCCCCGAGCAGGAGCCCCCGGUGCCUUAUCGCCCAGCUACGAUGGGGGUCUCCACAGCCUGCAGAGCAAAAUGGAGGACCACCUGGACGAGGCCAUCCACGUGCUGCGUAGCCACGCUGUGGGCACGGCAGGUGACGUGCACGGGCUGCUGCCUGGCCAUGGGGCGCUGGCCCCGGGCUUCACCGGCCCCGUCCUGCCGCUGGGCGGGCGGCAUGCCGGCCUGGUCGGAGGCGGCCCCUCUGAGGACGGCCCGGCGGGCAGCGGUGGCCUCCUGCACAGCCACGUGGCCCUCCCCGGCCAGCCUGGCGCCCUCCCCGACCUCUCCCGGCCGCCUGACUCCUACAGCGGGCUCGGGCGCACGGGUGCCACCUCGGCCGGUGACAUCAAGCGGGAAGCGAAGGAGGACGAGGAGAACGCGUCGGUCGCCGACCCCUCAGAGGAGGACAAGAAGGAGCUGAAGCCUCCCCGGACCCGGACCAGCCCGGACGAGGACGAGGACGACCUUCUCCCCCCAGAGCAGAAGGCUGAGCGGGAGAAGGAGCGCCGGGUGGCCAAUAAUGCGCGGGAGCGGCUGCGGGUCCGAGACAUCAAUGAGGCUUUUAAGGAGCUGGGGCGCAUGUGCCAGCUGCACCUCAACAGUGAGAAGCCCCAGACCAAACUGCUCAUCCUGCACCAGGCCGUGUCGGUCAUCCUGAACCUGGAGCAGCAGCGCUGUCGCUUGGACGGGAGCUGGGGCCCGGCCUGCCCGCCGCUGUCCCUCAGCUCGAGUUUCUGCGUCUGCACGGCCGCGGGCCUUGUGCCAUGUCCCCACGCCCGCCUCUCUGUUCUGCCUCUUGCGCUUCGCCCCUCCCCCACACCCCCAGCCGGCGUCUCCUCCGCUCCCACCACCGGCAGCCCCUCCUCACCUCGCACUUGCUGCCCGCCCGGCACCCCGGCACGACGGGGCUGCAGCCUCGCAGCCUCCCCUCCCCCGAGCCCCCGUCAGGACUUGAGGGAAGGGAGGAGGAGGCGAGGCUUGCGCCAGGCUCCAGGCCUCACUGUCAGUUUGGUCUGUGCGCUUGUCCUGGGCUCCAGGCCGUGCCGCCACCCGGCUGUCUUCACUCGGGCCUGAGGGCAGCAGCCGCCGGGCCACAGGCACCAGAUGGGGCCCGGGGGUCCGACCAGAGGCAGGUGCCCGGCUCCUCAGCUUCCAGGGGUCCCCGCGUCUCAGGCCUCCACCCGGGCUCGUUUCAUCUCCGCCACAGCCGUGGCAUGGCGGGCGUCCCAUUGUGAUCGGCCCCGCCCUCCCCAGGAAACAGGCAGAGAGCAAAGUCACUUGUCCGUGGCCACCCGGCGACACCACUGCUGAGCCCAGUCGGGGUUAGGAGCUGGCGGGCAGGGGCGCAGGUGUCUGAGCACCAGGUCCAGACCCCUGCCUGUGUGAAGGGCUCGCUAGUGUCCAGUAGAUUGGACCCGCCACCGGGGUCACUCGCCGUAGAGAUAAGGAACCGGAGUCCCGGAGCUCGGGAGGCGCCGGCCAGAGUCAGGCCCACAGGCAGGGUGCACGGCAGCCGCUCCAGGCCCCGUCCUCGGGCCAGCAAAGCCCAGUGUGGGGCAGACAUCGCUGAGACCCCUGGGGGUGAGCUGGUUGGCUCCUUGUGGGACUCUGAGUGUCCUGGCCCCCCCCCAGCCCCAGAGGUCUCCCCGUCCUGGGCUCUGGGGACCCAGGCCGCUGUCUGCUGAGCCUGUCUUCGCGGUCUCUUCACCCAGGGCAAAUCAGGACAGGCCCAGCUCCCCCUCCCCCAGCACGCAGGGCUCUGAGCAGGAAGGUCGUCCUCCCGGGAGGGGGCCAGGUCCCCCCCCUCCUGGCCCGUCCUGGGGCGCGUGGAGUGGCCAGGGGUGCGCCCGGCUCCCUGUAGACUCCCAGGUUGGGGAAUCACGGCCCUGCGUCCAUCCCCAGAAAACAUCCCAGGAACAGCGAGGCCCUGGUCUCCCUGAGACACCAUCACACAGCCUCGCCGAGAGCAGGUCCAGGGGCACACGCGCAGGCACACCCGAGCCCUUUGCUCCAGAACGCGUGCCCUGUGCACCCAGAGGAGCAUGUGGUUGUGGACGUGAGCUCACACGCUAGCAUGUGCACCCACUCACACAGACCACACCCUGACAAAGACCACCCACCCACCCAGACAGACCACACACCCACACAGACCACACACCUGCACCCGCAGAGACCACGCACCUGCAUCUGCACAGACCACGCACCUGCAUCCGCACAGUCCACACACCUGCAC